AACUUUUUAAAAUUUUCUGCUUCACCUAUUUUUUUUUAUUUUUAAUAAAAUUUAUCAAUUAAAAUAAAAAAAAAUGCUUGAUCUGUUUUCUUUAGUUAGCUUUUUUGUGUUAGGAGCUAUAGGAUGGAUUACUUAUAAAAUUUUUAUUUGGCCUUAUUAUGUUUCUCCUUUGAGAAACAUUCCUGGUCCACCAUCUGAUAAUCCAUAUUUCGGAAAUGUUCAAUCACUUAUGACAAAAAGGUCUGAUUUUAUAGAUCCACAACUAAAGUGGAUUAAAAAAUAUGGAAAUGUUGUUAAAUACCAUGAGUUAUUUAAUAGACCAGUUCUCUUUGUCGCGGAUCCAAAAAUAAUUCAAGAAAUAACUUUAAGUAAAACUUAUGACUUCGUCAAACCUUAUAAUAAAGGCGCUAUUGAACUUAUUGGUAGAGGUCUUGUAUUUGCAGAAGGUGAUGACCACAAGAGACAAAGAAAAAUGAUGAAUCCAGCUUUUACUCAUAGUAACAUCAAGGAAAUGAUUCCAACAUUCAUUCGUGUAACUUCUACCUUGAAAGGUUUAAUCGAAAAUGAGAUAAAUCAAGGAAAAUCAAGCAUAAAUCUUACACCUUAUAUUUCAAAAACAACUUUGGAUAUUAUUGGUUUAGUAGGAUUUAGUUAUGAAUUCAACUCGUUAACAUCUCCAAAUGAAUUAGCACAAGCUUACGAUUCUAUUUUAAAUCGUCCGCCAAGUACUCUACGAAUUGCCAUUAAUAUGUUAUCAGCUCGAUUUCCACUUAUUAGAAGUCUUCCCUUAAAAACGACUCAGAGAUUUAAAAAUGCGUGUCAAGUUAUUAGCCGCGUAUCAAAAGAAUUGGUUGAUGUAAAAUAUAAAGAAUCCGAGAAUGGAGAAUUAAAAGGAAAAGAUUUGUUAUCAUUGUUGAUUAAUAUCAAUAAAACGCUACCAAUUGAAGAGAAAAUGACUGAUGAAGAAUUAAAAUAUCAGAUUAUGACAUUUUUAAUAGCAGGUCAUGAAACUACAAAUAUUACAACUUGUUGGGCUUUAUAUUCACUUUCACAACAUCCACAUCAUCAAGACAAAUUACGCGAAGAAUUAGUUAAAGCUUUUCCUGAUAAAUCAAAUUUCAAUCCUACAUUUGAUGAAAUUAAUUCUUUGGAGUUUUUAAAUUGCGUAAUUAAAGAAACUUUAAGAAUAAGCCCUCCAGUACCGGGUAUUAGACGAACUAAUCUUAAAGAUGAAGUCUUUGGAGAAUAUUUCAUUCCAAAGAAUACUGAAAUGAUUAUUGGAAUUUCAGCACUACAAAAAUUACCAGAAAUUUGGGGCCCAACAGCUUGUGAAUUUGAUCCAAAUAGAUGGACAGAUCCUACUUUAAUUGAAAAAGUAAAUAAUUUAAAUUAUAUGCCUUUCCUAAAUGGUGCAAGAGGUUGUAUAGGCAAUAAGGUAGCUUCAGCUGAAGCUAAAAUCUUAUUGGGUAUGUUAAUUAGGAAUUUUGUUUUUCAACCAGCUGAAGGAAUUGAAAUUGGAAGAAGAACUUUCCCUUCAUCUAAACCUGAUCCACAUCUCGAAUUAGCUGUAUCUAUAGUUGAAUCUUAAUUUGUUAUUGAUCUUAUUAUUUAUUUUGUGUGUUUUUUUAUGGAUAUAUUAUCAUGUUAUUCAUUCAUUAUAAAUUAAAUAAAGUGUCAUACUUUAUUUAUUUUCAAAUUUAUUAUAGAAAUGUAUACAGUAUAUACAAAUUAAUAAAAUU
Messenger RNA from Rhizophagus irregularis DAOM 181602=DAOM 197198, 1739 nucleotides. RefSeq lists its product as uncharacterized. Gene Ontology annotation, molecular function: oxidoreductase activity, acting on paired donors, with incorporation or reduction of molecular oxygen; heme binding; monooxygenase activity. Lineage: Eukaryota; Fungi; Glomeromycota; Glomeromycetes; Glomerales; Glomeraceae. The record is from RefSeq and is a predicted model, not a curated record.